UGUAGGUGAAGUUUUCGACAUUUUCCUCGCGUUGGCUAAUUUCUUAUCUUUCAGUUUAUUCAUUUGCUCAUAAAUGUGCCAAGAGGAGCUGGCAGGAUGACGGACUCUUGUCAAAUGGACCAGGACCUCAUGGAAGAUGUCAACAGUUUAUGGUCAGAAGGCAGCAGCAGCAGCAGCAGCCUCUGUGACUCACAGCUGACUCAGCCCAGCAACUCGGAAGAGAGAGAACAUCUGAAGGUCUACCUCCGCAUCCGACCUUUCACGGCGGUCGAGGCCCAGAACGGAGAGUCGCAGGACUGCGUGUCCGUGCAGCCUCCGGACACGGUCCUGCUGAGGCCUCCCGGCGCGCCGCUGUCGGCUCGCCUCGACUCCGACAAAGCGGACAAAUCCUUCCUGCGUACUGCUCAGCGCUUCCACUUCUCUCAGGUGUACGGUCCAGACACCACACAGAGAGAAUUGUUCCAAGGAACGGUCAAGGAUCUGGUGAAAGAUGUUCUCCACGGAGGGAAUUCUCUGGUCUUCACAUACGGAGUUACCAAUGCCGGGAAAACCUUCACAUUUUUGGGUCCGGAUGCCGACGCCGGCGUUCUGCCCAGGUCCCUGGACGUGAUCUUCAGCAGCAUGGAGGAGAAGGUGUUGACCGGCAUGAGCAUCAAACCUCAACGCUGCCGAGAGUUUGUCAAGCUGAGUGAGAAGCAGCAGGCUGAGGAGGCCGCCUUCAAGAGCAACCUGCUGCGACACUUCAAAGAUAGUGAGAAGGCCAAGAGCAGCAUGUGGAGCUCUAGCAGGAGGAUGCUCCUUGAAGGCUCAUCGCCGCUCCAAGAGACUACACAAGACCGACUGAGUCUCCAGGUGGAAACUGACACCAAAUUCUCAGUUUGGGUCUCCUUCUGCGAGAUCUACAACGAGAACAUCCACGACCUCCUGGAGGCCUCGCCCGGCGGAGCGGCGAAGAGGACAGCCCUUCGCCUUUCUCAGGACGUGAAGGGCAGCGCCUUCGUCAAAGAUCUGCGCUGGGUGCAGGUGGACAGCACGGAUGAGGCCUACCAAGUCAUGAAGCUGGGCAAAAAGAACCAAAGCUUCUCCUCCACUAGGAACAACCAGCUCUCCAGCAGGAGUCACAGCAUCUUUUCCAUUCGCCUUCUGAGGAUUAAGGAUACCCAGUCUCCCCGAGUGGUCGCUGUCAGCGAGCUGUGUCUAUGCGACCUGGCCGGUUCGGAACGCUGCGCCAAGACUCUCAACCGAGGAGAACGCCUAAAAGAGGCCGGAAACAUCAACACGUCGCUGCUCAUCCUAGGAAAAUGCAUCAACGGGCUCAGACACAACCAGCGCGCCAAGUCAGUGCCAGUGCUGCCGCAGCACGUGCCUUUCCGGGAGAGCAAACUGACGCGCUACCUGCAGGCCUUCUUCUGCGGCCGAGGCAAAGUUUGCAUGCUGGUCAACGUCAACCGGUGCGCCUCCGCGUACGACGAGACGCUCCACGUCCUCAAGUUCUCGGCCGUGGCGCAGAAGGUGGUGCUCGUGCCCAGCAGCGCUCCUCCCGUCCCGCCGCAGAAGUCGUCCCGCCCUAACGAAGGCGCCAGCGAGACUCGGCGAGACUCUCCGGUCGGUUGGGAGCGCGGCCUGGAGGACCCGCGGGAGGUGGAGGAUGAAGAAAAGAUGUCAAUAGAGGACGCCGUGUAUCAAAGUGAGGAGGAAGAUGUCGCAGAAAAUGAGGAUGAAAUGAUCUUCAGUAAUAUGACACACCAGCAGGUGGCGCUCUUGAGAAGUCUUCAGACGGCGCUGAAGAAGGAGCGAGCGGACGGCAUGCUGGUGGAAGCUCGCCUCCGAGAGGACAUCAGCAGAGAGUUCGGCGACAUCUUCGCCGAGAUGCAGAACGACUUUGCGGAGCGGCUGGCCAGAGAGAGGGAACUCUUGGAGCAGCGAGCUGAAAAACGUCUGGAGAUAUUCAAGAAGAUGACGGACAAGAUGGCCGCCUGCAGAGACGCUCAGGAGGCGCAGAGCGAGCUCACAUCUCGGGCGCCCUCCUCGUCUCGGCCUCAACUUUCCGAGUCUGCGGGCGAGCUCCAGAGCAAUGCUGUGAAACUGGGUGAGAGCAGUAGAGCGGAGGAGGAGAAAACGAGGCUUGUGGCUGAGCUUCAGGAGAAGUGUUCAGCUCUGCUUCAGCUAGAGAAGCGCCUGGCCGACAUGCGGGCGGAGGCAGAACGGACUUCGGAGGAGCACGCCUCCCUCCGGGGGGAGACGAAGCAGCUGCGGGAGGCGCUGGCCUCCCUCCGUGAGGAGCGAGCAGCCCAGGAGGACGUCGUCGUCGCUCGAGAAAGGAAGGCCCGAAAGACGGAGAAGGCCCUGCAGGAGGUCAGCGAAUCCAGGGGGGAGGCCACCGCCUCUGUCCAGGACUCGCAGCUCCGCGAGCAGGAAGCGCCGGCGGCCUCGGGGGAGGCCGAGGAAGCGCCAGCCGGAGUCACGGCUCGGGCCAAAGGAGAUGCUGAGAAGAGAAGCGGUGACGAGGCGCUGGACCGGGAGAGGAGCAGGAACGAGGAGGUCGGCAGGCUGCUCCAGGAGGUCCGGACACUAACUGCUACAUUGGAAGCGUCGCAAAAUAAGGUCUCCAGUGAGACUCUGAGAGCAGAACAAGCCUCCGCUCAGCUGCGAGCCGCCCAGGAACAACUCCGGCAGACGUCGGCCCAGAUCUCCGUCCUCCGUCGGGACCCGCGGACCGCAGAGGCGUCCGCCGCCCUCAGCGAGCAGCUCGGCACAGAAAGGCCCCGAGAAAGCACGCGACGCGAGAGCCAGACGUCGGAUCUCGUGCGUGUCAAAGAAGAUCCGGCCCACGAGAAGAUCUCGCUGGAGCGGCCGCAGGAGGACCUCGACCUCCGCCAGGCGACGGACGGCCCUCGAGCGCAAGAGCUCCGACGACAAAGUCGGCUGGUCCGAGAGCUCCGUGAGAAGCUGCGACGACAACAGGAAGCGUCUGAGAAGCAGCUGAAGGAAUUCUGCCACAAACUGCGUGAACGGGAAGCCUCGUGCGACCGUCUCCGGCAGAAGCUUGCCGAGCGAGAGCUCACAACAGAGCGGCUGAAGACCAAAUUACAGGAAGCGAGCUCCAGAAGAGCUGCGGCCGAAGAAGACCAAGCCCUUUGGGCUGAAGUCGCGUCCUCGAAGGAAAAUGAGGAGACACGAGGUCUAAGUCAGCUGCAAAAAGAUAAGGAGGCCCAGACGGAGGAGCUCCGGCGGCUGACCGCUACGUUGCAAGCAUCACAGCCGCAGGAGGCGGCGACGGCCCGGUCCAGCACGGCCGAGCUGGAGAGCGGGCUGCGGGAGCGGGAGGCGCAGAUCGCAGCUCUGCAGAAGAAGCUGCAGGAGCGGCGCGGGGACGGCGACGAGCAGGCCCUCCGGGAGUGUCGGCGAACGGAGGCCGAGCGGCGCCGGGAGCUGCUGGCCGUGGCGCACGAGGCCAUCGAGCAGAAGGACGCCGAGCUGGAGAAGAGAGCCCUCGAGAUCACCAAACUGAAGGAACUUGCAAAGCAGGACUCGGACAAAGUGAAGCGUCUCGGUGUGGAUCUGGAGCGGAAGGAAGAGGACUCUUCGGACCUCAGAGAAAAGCUGGCCGACUACAAGAAGCAGAUCCAGCAGGUCCACAAAGAUAUCUCCACCAUGAAAGAAGAAGAGAAGCUGUUGACACGGAAGCUGUCGGAUGUGGAGAAGGUGAAGAAGCAGCUUCAGUUCGACCUCACAAACAGAGACAGAACUAUCCAACAACUCAAAGCGGAGCAGCCAGCGGAGAAGAAGCGCGACGAGAUGCUGCAGCUGUAUCACCAAGCUUGUCAAGAUCUGGAGGCCAAGCGGCGGCUGGUGGACGACAUGCGCUCGGCUCUCCUGGAGCAGGAGGAGACUCAGGAGCAGAUGGAGCACAUGCUGGAUGAGAAAGUAGAGCUCAUUCAGGAGCUCACCAACGAGGUGGAGCAAAUGAAGGAGAUGCUGGGGCAGCUAAACGGCGGAGGCGGCGCGGACGCCUCGUCGCGCGACCUCCAGCCGGCCAAACGGGACGCUGCUCGCGCUCGGCGCAGCCUCGAGCCGCUUGAAGAGAAACAGCUGACGGAACGUCACAAGUGGCAGGAGGACAAGAUGGCUCUGAUCGGUCAGCUCAAGGAGGCGGAGGACAAACGCAACCAGGAAGUGAAAAGGUUUGCGAAGGACCGAGAGCGAUACCUGGCCCGGCAGGCCGAGCUGAACCUGGCGCCACAGUCCGUUUUAAAAAGUUCAGCGCGGCGCCGGGAAAGCCCGAAAGCGCUCCGCCGGUCGCCGUCAUCUUGCCGACGUUUUGUCCAGGAGGCCGAGCUGCGCGUCAAGGAGCAGACCGUGGCGAGCUGGAGGACGGAACGAGACGCUCUGGUCGGCGCCCUGGAGGUGCAGCUUCGCAAGCUUCUCGCCAGCCAGGCCGACAAAGACGAAGUCAUCCGGCGGCUGCGCCGCAACAGCACACGGUUGCCACCGGAGGGCGGCGUGGCGGGGAGAGAAGGUCACGCGGCGUCGGUCAAAGGGGAGACGGAGGACGCCGAGGGCCGAGAGCGGGAGCCCGACGCCCAGGACUCCUCGGGCGGCCCCUCGGUGCUGGAAUCGUCUCAGAUCUCCACGGAGAACGGGCGCGCCGAACGCUUCCCGCAGCCGGAGCUGGAGAUUUCCUUCAGCCCGCUGCGGCCCGACCGGGUGGCGCUGCGACGCCCGGGCGAGCCCGGCGCCGUCACCGUCAAGAUCACGCGAUCGGCCCGCAAGAGGACGAGCGCCGAGAUGGACGAGGAUAAAGUGGAGGCGGCGAAUCGAAGAAACGCCAAAGUGGUGCCGACACUCAGCGAGCGCAAAGAGGAGACGUCCCGUCCGUCGGCGUCUCCCGGGACCGCCGGCGUCCGCGGCCGAAAAGAAGGAACGCUGCAGAAGAUCGGCGAUUUCCUACAAAGUUCGCCCACGCUGAUCGGGUGCAAAGCAGCCAAGAAGGUGAUGAGCCUGAUGAGCGGCGUGCACUCGAGCGCCUCGUCGUCCGUCGGCCUGACAAGCGAGAAGAGCAAAAGGAAGUUGCCGAGCGCUGACAUCUGCUCCCCCGCGGACGGGCCCCGGCACACGGUGGUCAGUAACAACGUGGUCGCCGAGGACAAACGAAGCGAACGCCUCGUCGUCAAAAGACGACUUCGCUCCAGAAUUGCCAAAUGAUCCCGUCCGUCAACACGCACGCACGCACGCACGGUUGGAGCGAGACGAAGCAAAUUAGCUUUGCCUCUUUGAAAUGCACUUUCUAUUUGAUCACUGUCACACUGCUAACGCUAGCUAGCGUAUUUGAAUGUCCAUGUGCAAUUUGGGGGGGCGGGGGCGGGGCUUCGCUUGUUUUAGCGGCUUCGCAACGCUAACUGGGUUACCGGUUGUAGGUUUCACAUCACUGAAUCGUCUUCACAUCCACCAAGAACACUUGUUUGAUGAGUAAAAUGUUCGGAUGCUUCAAAGGCCAUCACAUCACUCGCGCCCUCCUCUGCAACACGGCUGCUUUUGUGUGCUGCGCAGCGAUCACAGUGAGUUUGGCGUGGCCAUCGAAAGACCCUGCAAAUCAAUAAAUCCGCCAACGAUGGAAGCAAAAUGAGUUUGGAUCCUUCAAACGAGCCUGCGCACCGACCGGAUCUCUGCAAAUCGGGCACCUGCGGAUUUACCUGUUUUUUCCUUUUUUAACUUGAACAGUUUUUCCACCUACAAACAUGUAGUUGUCCUACUGGUAAGGACCAAGUUGACUAGUAUUUGGAACUGAGCCAGGGCACUACUAGUGUGUGACACAUGCCUGCUAAUUGGGCCUAGUAGUGGAGCACAUGAUGUAGUUUACUGGUCAGGUUUAAUUGCAUAUGAUGACUUUGUGGUCGGUUCCAGUGACAAGUGACCCGUUCUCAAAGCAAUACAACUCAUUACGUUGGAAUGACUUUUCUUCAUAUUGAAAGAAGACAUCAUCAGGACACUUGGAUGUUUCCUGGGAAAAAGGUGGACCCCAACUAUUCAUCAUCAUUUUGGAAUCAAACCUGGAGUAUGGAUGUACUUUUUGUUUAAGAAGUCUUUUUCACCCUAGUCACAACUCGGGCAGAUGACACAAUGCCGGUUAAACCCGUCAGCUCCUCGAACAUCUUGCUGGAUUUUCAUCGCUUUAUUUUGGGGGGGAUAUUUAGUGAAUGCCCGAUGGCCAAUUUCCCACGCCGGCCCACUUGGUGGCGCACCAAAGAUGGCGUCGCGGAAGUGACGCAUUUUACCGAGCUAUAGGCGGAGCGCGGCCCUUUGUCUUGUGUAAAAAGCUCACUUUAAACGAAUACGGUAGUUGCCCGAGUCACAUUUGAAGGGGCCCAGCGAGGUGCCUGACACAAAAUGCACAUACCGAACAAUGCGUGCACAAACACGGCAAUAACCGUAAUUUCUCAUGUAUAGGGCGCAUCCCCCCCCCCCACAAAAAAAUUGUCAAACGUCAAUAGUGCGCAUUACACAUAGGAGAAAAUGAAAGACUUUCACAUUUUAUAAAUGUAUGCCGCCAUCUAGAGGUUGUAGGUUGUAAAGACGUACACUUUAGUUCCAAUAUGUCACCGCCCCCUAGAGGUUAUGAGAGAGGUGCAGCCUACACUUUCAUUCCAAUAUGACAGCGGUACGUAUGACUCCGUACAUAUAUGUACAGUUGCGCUCAUAAGUUUACCCUGGCUGAAUAUGUGUAAUAUUAUUUGUUUAAAGUACGACUGAUGACUGAACAACCGCCAUCAUUAAUCUCUUUAUGGUUUUGUUGAAUGAGAAUCCUUAUCGGAAAUGCUUGACAGUUUAAUUUGAAUCGCAUUCAAAUAAAAUGUGUUUUGCCUGGCCCUUCACGUUUUCUUCAAAGAAUUGUACCCAUCUUACAAAUUCUGCCCGGGUCAUCAAACAUGAGCGCAACGGUGUGUUUUCUCAUUUACUAAAUAAAAGUAGGGCUGUGAAUUUCAAAAUAAGAGCAAGUAAAUAAAA
This is a messenger RNA of Phycodurus eques (leafy seadragon), 7005 nucleotides long. RefSeq names its product kinesin-like protein KIF20B. Gene Ontology annotation, biological process: mitotic spindle organization; microtubule-based movement. The record is from RefSeq and is a predicted model, not a curated record. The coding region runs from base 97 to 5205 and encodes 1702 amino acids. Lineage: Eukaryota; Metazoa; Chordata; Actinopteri; Syngnathiformes; Syngnathidae. The transcript is spliced from 34 exons. Gene Ontology annotation, molecular function: ATP binding; microtubule motor activity; microtubule binding.